AUUAGAUAAUAGUAUAUUAAAUAUUUUUAGUUUUGUAUUUUGUAUGCAAUAUUGGCAUGGAUUUUAGGUUGUGUUAAUUUCAGACUUUCAGUUCUGGUACUCGUAAUCCGUAUUAAUUAAUAAUUGUGUACCUACAUGAUAGUGCUUGCAAAUUUUAAUGUUACGUUUGCAUUAAAUUCAUAUGUGAUAAUUAUAGUCUUGUGCCGCUGUCGUAAGUUUUAUUUUCAAACAUUUGUAAAUAUCCUACUUUCGUUGUCAUAAAAUAAAUUCCGUCGAUCAAUAAAAGUAGUAUAACAUACACAUAAAACUAAUAUUACUACAAAAUCGCUAAAAAUUAGCUUUUAUGAAAACAAGGAAACGGUAGUCCGUUUAAAAUUGUACAUAGGAUUGUCGCGCUUUCUGAGACAUGUCUGUCAAGUAUGUGUUGGUGUCUGACGAAGAAUAUGGUGAAGCGGUUGAACUUCCACUUGAAGACAAUGGUACGUUAUUGUUGUCCACAUUAACAGCCCAGUUUCCGGGGGCUAGUGGACUAAAGUUUCGCACUGAAAACAACGUUGUCAGAGGUGUUCGUUUAGCUGACGGCCGAUUCCAUGUGCCUGACAACGAAUGGGGAAAGACGCCUUACUACUGUGUUUUCCCAAAAGUGGAAAAUAAGAGAAAGAUUGAUGAUAGUGUAGAAAAUCCAACAGCUAAAACCAAGAGAUUAGAAACAAAAUUGAAAUGUUCAGAUUUAGUUGUCUUGAAUAUACCAUACACUUAUGAUGAACAAAAAUUGAAAGAAUACUUUGGUCAAUUUGGAGAACUUCUUAUGUUACAGAUAAAGAGAGAUAAAAAUGGACAAUCUCGGGGAUAUGGAUUUUUAAGGUAUACAAACUUAGAAUCACAAGUAAGAGUUCUUUCUCAGCGUCACAAGAUUGAUGGUCGUAAUUGUGAAGUUAAGGUUCCAAAGUCUAAGGAAGGUAAUGGUUCAGAGCUUUCCGGAAAAGUUUUUGUAGGUCGUGUGACAGAAGAUUUAACAGCUGACGAUAUUCGUGAGUAUUUCAGCAAAUUUGGAGAAGUCAUCAAUGUUUUUGUACCAAAAAAUCCAUUCCGCGGAUUUGCAUUUGUAACUUUCCUUGAUCCUGAGGUAGCUGCUAGUUUAUGUGGUGAAGAUCAUAUCGUUAAAGACGUUUCAGUGCGUGUAUCUGAAGCCGCCCCAAAACCACAAGUUCCCAAAAAUCGUCAUCAAACUCCCCCACCUAGUGAACCCUGGGAGCGAUCUAAUAAUCGCCAUAAUGAUAGUUAUCGAAAUUGGUAUCACUCACAACAUGAUAAUCGGGGGAGUGUAGACAUGCCUAAUCUACAGUCAUUGGGGAUUAAUGGUCAAGACAGCUAUAAUCCAAUGUUGCCUUUGAGUCCGGCUAUUGUUGCUGCUGCAUUAACGCAAGCUGCUGGAUGGAGUCUAGCUAAUGGUCGUAUGAUGCCACCACCACCACCUCCUAGUGGAAACAAUCAAUGGUCUCAACAUGGUCUCAAUUCUCAACGAAAUAACUAUAAUAACAGGAAACGUUCUAAUAAUGAUUACAAUUCAUCAGGCAAUCGCUAAAAAAAGAUAAUGGUAAUAUAAUACAAAGUCAAUAACAAUUUUCUGUCCUAAAACCUUACCAGUUCUUCUAACUUUUUGGAUAUGUACAUUGUACAUACAUGAUUACAAGUAAAAAAAUAAACUGGCUUAUUUUCUGUAGUUAAAAUGUUGUUCUGGUUAUUCCAUGUUAUUGUUGGAAUAAUACUUAUUUUUAUUAAAAUACAACUUGUUUUAAAACUUGUUUCAACUUGUUUUGCUGAAUGUGGCAUACAAAGAAAAAAACCUUAUUUACUGGACAAAUUAACCUGUUUUAAUUAAAAUUUAAAAAGUAGAUAAUAUAUGCAUAUGAAUAGGUAUAUAUAUAUAAACCAUUUUUAUGCAUCGGAGUAUGUAUUUAAAAUAUAUACAUAUUAGUGUAUUCUUUAUAUAUAAAUUUAUUUAUUGUUACUGCUACACAAUUGUGAAUUUAAGGGUUAUCUUAAUAUUAAUAGAAUACAUAUUUAAAAUUAUUAUGCUUUGGUGGAACGAAUGAACUUACAAAUGGUAUGAAUGUAAUUUGUAUGACAUUAUUUGAUUGGAAAUUAUACUAUCUUAUUAAAACAUGUAAAAAUUGUGUUUUACUUUGUGGCUUGGACAUGUUAAUACAAUAUUAUAUAUUGAAAAAAAAAUGGUUAUACUUGAAAAUUAGUUUUAUUAUGUGUCUGUAUGUCUACUGUAUAUAUUUAAGACUGGAUUUUUUUGUUACAUAAUGAAAUUAUGGAUGGUAUUAUGGCUUUCAAUAUCCACAAUACAGUUAAUUUUUUUUACCUUGCAUAAUUAUUAAUUGUACUACCAGUUAGUUUUUUUUUUUUUUGAAUAGUUUACGUAUCAUGUACUUCUAUGUUUUCUGACAAUUAAAAAAUAUUUGUUAUCUUCUUAUAUAUAAAUUUGCUACUAGUUUUUCAAUAAAAUCAUUGUAAUUAUUGUAUAUUGAACAGUCGUAAAAAUAUUUUAACCUAAUCUAUUUGAAAAUUAAAUCGAGUUUUAUAAUACAAUGUCAUAAAUAUAUAUUUAUUUAUUUGUCUUUCUCAAUAGUUGAUUUAAUCAAUGUUUUCUAUAAUAACAUGUAUGCACAAAAUAUAAUCAACCUCCUAAAUAUUAAUUUUGGUUGUUUAUUUAGUCAAUUUAUAUUAGUUAUAUUUCUAAUGUUUGACUUGUGUUCAUAUUUGAUUAAAACAAAUUGAUAAAUAUUAUAGUUUUAUUUUUAAAUAAAACUACAUUAUAUAAGUUAUUCUAAUAAAAUUCAAUUCACAAAUGAAAAAUCAAUAUAACUUGAAUCAAAGUAUUGUAUUCAUUAUGUUUUUAGUAUACCUCAAUUAUAGUAAUAAUGUUAGUUAAUUUUGCUAAGUAAUAUUAAUAAUUAUUAAUUAAAAAAAAAAAGACGUGUUUAUUGGGUAUAAAGUAUAUUAUAAAGCAUGAUUGCCAUAAUCCUCCUUGUAUUUAAUUAUUUCUAGUCUGAUUGAAUGAACGAUGAUUUAAUUGUAUUUGUUAUCAUCUUUGGUAAAGACUUAUGUCUGCUGUAAAUGAAUAAGCUGUUUCAUUUUGAUAUUUAUUAAAUGUAUGCAAAAUUAUCUGGUUGUAUGGAGUGCUCAGUUUAAACUUUAAACAUUGAGUUAAAUAUGUCUUACAAUGUCAAAAUGGAGUAAUGUGAUAAUUAUUUGUUGCUGAAAAUAUAAAAUUGAAAGAAAUUCAGUCUAUAAUAUUGUCGAAUAGCUGUCAAUCUGUGUUGAUGAAUGUCUUCAGCAAACGGAACAUCUUCAAUGUUUUUAUCACUUGAAAAUUUUACCAAAUUUAUCUAACAGUCAAGUUUUAUCAAACAAAUGCAGGUUCAAUCAGAACUGGAAAAUAUGUUCAAGAUUUUAACAAGAAAUACUUUUGAAUUGAAAGAAUGGUUGUUACUAAAAAAUCUAUACAUUCUAUACAUUUAACGUUUUCUAGAAGGAUAUAUUAUUCAUAGAGCAAUAACAAUAAAUGGUUCCUAGUGUCGGACAUGUACAAGGUACUAGCAAACUGAUGUACUCAUGUAAUUAUACGGAUUAUGGACAAGACCGACUGGAUAAUUGUAUGAUACAGAAACAUAGCUAGAAUGAAAAAUUAAAUGUUUAGAAAGAGAUUAAACUGUAAAAGUAAUAUUUUUGUUUCAAUAUUGUUAGUAACUGAGAGACAUUACAAGUACAUAUUAUAUCAUUUUUUGACUGGUGUAUAAUUUGAAUUUUUUUUUCUCUAUUGUUUAAUAUAGAAGAUCUACUGUGAAACUAAAUAUCACUGUAUUAUACUUGAUGUAAACAGAUUAAGGCACUGUUGAAAUAAAUAAUUGAUUCACAAUGAAUACAUAAAUAA
Molecule: messenger RNA, 3943 nt
Organism: Rhopalosiphum padi (bird cherry-oat aphid)
Lineage: Eukaryota; Metazoa; Arthropoda; Insecta; Hemiptera; Aphididae
Product: TAR DNA-binding protein 43-like
Exons: 7
Coding region: 407-1585 (392 amino acids)
Biological process (GO): regulation of gene expression
Cellular component (GO): nucleoplasm
Molecular function (GO): RNA binding
Source: RefSeq, a predicted model, not a curated record